Molecule: messenger RNA, 822 nt
Organism: Daucus carota subsp. sativus
Lineage: Eukaryota; Viridiplantae; Streptophyta; Magnoliopsida; Apiales; Apiaceae
Exons: 5
Coding region: 132-608 (158 amino acids)
Source: RefSeq, a predicted model, not a curated record
GAGCGUGUUAUAAAAGGCCUCUGCAUCUCCCUCUUCUCAAAACAGCGCCUCCCCUUGUUUUCUCUCAAACAACUCUUUCUUUUUUCACUCUUAGAGAGAGAUUCUUGAGAGAGAAAGCUUCAUCUUCAUCAAUGGCGUUCCUGUCUUUCUUUGGCAGAGUUCUCUUCGUUUCUGUCUUCAUUCUCUCCGCUUGGCAAGAGUUUCAAGACUUUGGUGAAGAUGGGGGAGCAGCUGCAAAGUCCCUUUCCCCAAAAUUCCAUACUGCCUCAAAGCAUUUCACCACCCGUACGGGGCUGAAAGUGCCAGAUUUUGAAAUCAAAAUAGCAGUUGCUGCAGUGAUUGCCUUCAAGGGUGUUGGAGGGCUUCUAUUUAUCUUUGGCAGUACUAUUGGGGCAACUCUUUUGCUUGUGCAACAGGCAUUUGUGACACCAAUCUUAUAUGACUUCUAUAACUACGAUCUUGACAAAGCAGAAUUUGCUCAACUUUUCGUGAAGUUCACUCAGAAUUUAGCUCUUUUUGGGGCACUUCUGUUUUUCAUCGGAAUGAAGAAUUCAUUGCCCAGGAGGACAAUCAAGAAAAAGGUGGCCACGAAAAGCAAGACUAAUUAAAGAAGAAAUGAAUGGUAUAAGAUGUGGAACCUGCAACUUUUAUGUUCCUGAAUUGCCAGGACAUUUUUGUAUCCAUAUAUUAGGCCGAGGCUUUCUCUUUUGCAAUUGUAUUCUAAUUCUGUUACGAAAUAGUACACGUCUCUUCUCUUUUUUAUUUUUAGUCCAGGUUCAAAAAUAUUCCUAGACAGAUUUAAAUAUUAUAAUUUGAAUUUUA